AUGAAGUCAGAUCUCUUCAAACUACCGUCAGAAAUCAUCACCAAUAUCCUUUUAAGACUCUCUGUUCGAAGCAUUGCAGUAAGCAAGUGCGUUUGCAAAGCAUUGCUCCAUUUGCUCGACACCCACGAUUUCGCCAAGUUGCAUUUUUCCAAAUCCGUCCCCGCCCUAGCUAUCACGAUGCGGACGAAAGGUUCAUAUUGCCUCAAAAUUUCGGAAUUGGAAGAAGACGAAAUCGAUCCCGAGAGCCACGAUCUACUCACCAAGAUUAAUUUCUCUCCCGAUGCAACUUUAGGAGGUUCUGCUAAUGGCUUGCUUUUCCUAUUGGAUUACCGUAAUAGUUGUGUUUCUAUAUGCAAUCCGAUCACUCGUGAAUUUUACUUUAUCCGCUCUCGACAACUAUCGAGUCAUGGAUUUGGAGUGAGCAGAAUAAGUGGGCAACAUAAGUUAGUAUGUAUUGAUCCUUUGGGUGAUCGUGGAUUCAGUUGUUAUGUAUACACCCUUGGAACAGGAUCGUGGAGACGCGUUGAAGCUAACGACUCGUUUGGUUAG
Molecule: messenger RNA, 549 nt
Organism: Salvia miltiorrhiza (redroot sage)
Lineage: Eukaryota; Viridiplantae; Streptophyta; Magnoliopsida; Lamiales; Lamiaceae
Product: putative F-box protein At3g47150
Exons: 1
Coding region: 1-549 (182 amino acids)
Biological process (GO): SCF-dependent proteasomal ubiquitin-dependent protein catabolic process
Molecular function (GO): protein binding; ubiquitin-protein transferase activity
Source: RefSeq, a predicted model, not a curated record